Molecule: messenger RNA, 2421 nt
Organism: Eruca vesicaria subsp. sativa (arugula)
Lineage: Eukaryota; Viridiplantae; Streptophyta; Magnoliopsida; Brassicales; Brassicaceae
Source: the annotation of a GenBank genome assembly
AUGUCCGGGGCCUUCUUCUACGACGCAGCCAGCGACGACGAUCUCGAGUUUCUAAACCACGAAGAAGAGAGUAGUGAAGAAGACGUAGAACAAGUACAUAAAGGUCAAGAAGAAGCUGAUGAAGAGGAAGAUAGUAGCGAAGACGAGGAAGAAGAAGAUGAGAAGCCUACAAAGAAAGUAAGCAGUGACGCACAGUCUCCGUGGGACUUUGCAUCUUACUCAAGCUCCGUCGGUGAAGAACACGCUCGCCGUCACACAACCUCUAUCGAUGAAAAGAUCUCCAAAGCCAUCAAACAUCAUCCACUUCCCAUCUCCACAGAAGAAGAAGAAGAAGAUGUCUCUCAUGCCCAACACGACAAACAAGAGGAGUAUCUCUCGGAAGAGGACGAAGAUGCAGCAGAGUUAAAAGCAGAGGAUGCUGCUUCCAAGCCGUUUUUCUCUACUGUAGAUGGAGUUUCCUUCCAUGCUAAUUCCUUCAUGGAACUUAAUCUCUCUCGUCCGUUGCUUCGAGCUUGUGAAACUCUUGGAUACAAGAAACCUACACCGAUUCAGGCAGCGUGUAUACCUUUAGCACUUACAGGGCGUGAUCUUUGUGCCAGUGCCAUCACUGGAUCAGGGAAGACUGCUGCGUUCGCUUUACCUACUCUGGAGAGGUUACUGUUCCGUCCCAAGCGUGUCUUUGCUACUAGAGUUCUUAUUCUUACUCCAACCAGAGAGUUGGCUGUCCAGAUUCACAGUAUGAUUCAGAAGCUUGCACAGUUUACUGAUAUCAAAUGUGGAUUGAUUGUAGGAGGGCUUUCUGUAAGGGAGCAAGAGGUUGUUCUGAGGUCUAUGCCAGAUAUUGUUGUGGCGACUCCUGGACGUAUGAUAGAUCAUUUGCGUAACUCUAUGUCUGUGGAUUUGGAUGAUUUAGCGGUUUUAAUUCUCGAUGAAGCAGAUCGCCUUCUACAGACUGGGUUCGCCACUGAAAUUCAAGAGCUGGUUCGCUUAUGUCCGAAGAGAAGGCAAACAAUGCUCUUCUCAGCGACAAUGACUGAAGAAGUUAAAGAGCUUGUCAAACUCUCAUUGAACAAACCUUUACGUCUCUCAGCGGAUCCAUCUGCUAGAAGGCCUCCAGGCCUGACUGAAGAGGUGGUGAGAAUACGCAGGACGCGUGAGGCAAAUCAGGAAGCUGUUCUUCUUUCUUUAUGCACAAGAACUUUUAAAUCAAAAGUCAUUAUCUUCAGUGGAACAAAACAGGCUGCACAUAGACUGAAAAUUCUAUUCGCACUCACUGGCCUCAAAGCAGCUGAGCUUCAUGGAAACCUAACUCAAGCACAACGUCUUGAUGUAAGAAAUUUGGAUUUUUUGUUCAUGAAUACAUCUGUUUCGCUAUUUGCAAGAACACUUAACCGUAUCGUUUUGCAGUCUUUGGAACUUUUCAGAAAGCAAGAGGUUGAUUUUCUCAUUGCGACCGAUGUUGCUGCUCGAGGGCUUGACAUUAUUGGUGUCCAAACAGUUAUAAAUUAUGCAUGUCCUCGGGAGAUAGACAGUUAUGUUCACAGAGUUGGUAGAACAGCUAGGGCUGGAAGGGAAGGUUAUGCUGUAACGUUUGUGACUGAUAAUGACCGUUCCCUUUUGAAAGUCAUUGCAAAGAAGGUGGGUUCAAAGUUGAAGAGCAGAAUCAUUCCAGAGCAGUCAAUAGUCAAGUGGUCUCAGAUAAUUGAUGAAAUGGAAGAUCAAUACUCUGCUGUGAUCCGAUUAGAGAGGGAAGAGAGAGCUCUAAGGAAAGCUGAAAUGGAAUUUGCAAAGGCGGAGAACAUGAUUGAGCACAGAGAUGAAAUAUAUGCACGGCCAAAAAGGACUUGGUUCAUGACAGAGAAGGAGAAGAAGCUCGUGGCUAAAGCUGAAAAGGAUUCUACAGGGAACCCUUCUGGAAACGAACUAAUUAGUGCUGACAUAGCAGAGGAUCUCAAGAUGAAGGAGAAAAGAAAACGCGAACGCGAGAAGAAUCUCCCAAGGAAAAAACGUAGAAAGCUCGAAGCUGCUAGAGAGAUGCUAGAGGAUAACGAAGAAGAUGAGGACGAAGAAGAAGAAGAUGAUGGUAAAGAAGAAAAACGAGGAAGAUCAAGAGGGAAAGACAAGAAGAAGAUGCAAGAAACAGAUAAGAAAGGGCUGACACUUGUGGAUCUUGGUUACAGGCGAGCAAAGGCUGUGAAGGCAAAACAGAGAGCGAUUGAUUCCGGUAAGAUGGAGAGACCAACUCCAAACAAGAAACAAAACCUAAACCGGAGUAAACCAAAGAGCCAGCCUAGGAAUGAAGAGAUGAAAGAUCUGUUCAAGAGUGAUAUGAGUGAGAAGAAACAAGGUAGAAGCGGCGCUGCGGCUUCAGCGAAACCUAAGGGGAAGUCUAAGAACUCUUUCAAGAGCAAAGGCCGGUAA